Molecule: messenger RNA, 660 nt
Organism: Artibeus jamaicensis (Jamaican fruit-eating bat)
Lineage: Eukaryota; Metazoa; Chordata; Mammalia; Chiroptera; Phyllostomidae
Product: keratin-associated protein 10-3-like
Exons: 2
Coding region: 1-660 (219 amino acids)
Cellular component (GO): keratin filament
Source: RefSeq, a predicted model, not a curated record
AUGGCCACCUCCACCCUGUCUGUCUGCUCCAGCGACCUGAGCUAUGGCAGCCGCGUCUGCCUGCCCGGUUCCAUUGACUCUUGCACCGACUCCUGCCAGGUGGAUGACUGUCCAGAGAGCUGCUGUGAGCCCUCCUGCUGCGCCCCCAACUGCUGCCAGCCCUUCUGCUGUGUCCCAAGCUGUUGUCACUGCUGUGCCCCAACCCCCUGCCUGACUCUCGUCUGUGCCCCAGUGAGCUGUGUGUCCAGUUCUUGCCAAUCAGCCUGCACCAGCUCCUGCAUACCUUCAUGCUGCCAGCAGUCUAGCUGCCAGCCCUCCUGCUGCACCUCCUCCCCCUGCCAGCAGGCGUGCUGUGUCCCUCUCUGUUGCAAACCUGUUUGCUGCACACCCAUCUGCUGCACACCUGUCUGCUGCAAGCCCGUCUGCUGCACCCCCUGCGCCUCAUCCUGCUGCAGACCCUCCUCCUGCGUGUCCGUCAUCUGCCGCCCUGUGUGCAGACCCUCCUGCUGCGUGCCUGUCUCCUCCUGCUGUGCCCCCUCCUCCUCCUGCUGCCGGCCCAGCUGCUGCCGCCCGGCCUCCUGCGUGUCCCUCAUCUGCCGCCCUGGGUGCUCUCGCCCGGCCUGCUGUGUCCCUACUUCAGCCCAGAAGUCCUGCUACUAA